UGUUGGGCAUAAAUUUUAAACGAAGCUCGCGACGCUCAGCUGCUGUGUGUUAGUGUUAGUGCUGAGCUGAGCUAAGCUAAGAGUACAGGAGUGACAGCUUUUAACCGCCUUGCAGCUCAAACUGUGUUUUAGGACGAGCUGUAGGAUAAAGUCUAGGGUUUUCAUACACGGCGUUGGACAUCAUGGGAGACGACAGCGAGUGGAUGAAGCUUCCCACAGACCAGAAAUGUGAACAUAAGGUUUGGAAAGCGAGGUUAAGCGGCUACACAGAGGCUCUUCAACUCUUUCAGAGGAUUACAGAUGAGAAGAGUCCAGAGUGGGGCAGAUACCAAGGACUGAUCAAGAAAUUUGUGACCGAUUCGAACGCAGUGGCACAACUUAAAGGACUAGAGGCAGCUCUAGCUUAUGUUGAAAAUGCACAUGUAGCAUCCAGAACUGUCGGCGAGGUCGUGUCCGGCGUGGUGUGUAAAGUCUUUAACCAGCCUAAAGCACGUGCUAAAGAGCUUGGCUCAGACAUCUGCCUGAUGUACAUCGAGAUUGAGAAAGGAGACGCGGUUCAGGAAGAACUUCUCAAAGGCCUCGAUAAUAAAAACCCGAAAAUCGCCCUCGCCUGUGUGGAAGUGUUAAGACGGGCGGUGAGUGAAUUUGGAGCAAAGAUCGUCACCCUGAAGCCGGUUGUGAAGGUGCUGCCAAAGCUCUUCGAGUCCCGAGAGAAGGCGAUUCGGGACGAGGCCAAACUGCUCGCCGUCGAGGUUUACAGAUGGAUCCGAGAUGCGCUGCGUCCUCCGCUUCAGAACAUUAACUCCGUCCUGCUGAAAGAGCUGGAGGAGGAGUGGGCGAAGGCAUCAGCACCUCGACAGAGCCGGUUCCUGCGGUCACAGCAGGACCUCCGAGCCAAGUUUGAGCAGCAGCAGCAGAGUGGAGGAGACGGAGAAGAAGAAGGAGACGGUGAUGCGGAGGAAGCGGCUCCUGCCGUCGAUGCUUACGAGCUGCUGGAAGCGGUGGAAAUCCUCUCUAAAUUACCCAAAGACUUCUAUGAGAAGAUUGAGGCGAAGAAAUGGCAGGAGAGGAAGGAGGCGUUGGAAGCUCUGGAAGCUUUAACCAAAAACCCCAGACUAGAGGGCGGAGAGUAUGGAGACGUUGUCAAGGCUCUCAACAAGGUCAUCGGAAAGGACACAAACGUCAUGUUGGUGACGCUCGCCGCUAAGUGUGUAGCUGGACUUGCCGCUGGUCUCCGGAAGAAAUUUGGAACCUAUGCUGGUCAUUUGGUGCCAACCAUUUUGGAGAAGUUCAAGGAGAAGAAAGCUCAGGUGGUUCAGGCACUGCAAGAAGCAAUAGAUGCAGUGUUUCUUUCUGCGACACUCGAAAAAGUGAGCGAGGAUGUGUUGGCCGUGAUGGACAACAAAAACCCAUCGAUCAGGCAGCAGGCUUCGCUGUUCCUCGCCAGGAGUUUCCGGCAUUGCACUCCCACCACGCUGCCGAAAAACCUUCUCAAACCGUUCUGUGUCGCGCUGCUGAAGCAAGUGAACGAUUCUGCUCCCGAGGUUCGAGACGCAGCCUUCGAAGCCUUGGGCACGGCGCUCAAGGUGGUGGGUGAGAGGGCCGUUAACCCUUUCCUGGCUGAUGUGGAUAAACUAAAAGUUGACAAGAUUAAGGAGUGUGCUGAGAAAGUGGAGCUGCCUGGAGGAAAGAAAGCUGCAGGCCAGGUGAAGGAGAACAGCGCUCCAAAAGCCCAGCCUGCAACAGCAGCUCCAGCAUCUGCCCCUGCCAAGAAACCGCCCGCAGCCACCGCUGCUAAGCCAUCCGCUCCCAACAAGAAGGGCAAACCCUCUGCACCCAAAGGAACAUCUGCUCCUGCCAAAGCUAAGAAACCCGAGAGCAGGGACGUGACGGAAGCCGAGCUCUCGCCCGAGGUGUGUGAAGAGAAAGCCGCUGCGGUUCUUCCAGCGUCCUGCAUGCAGAUGCUGGACAGCGCAAACUGGAAGGAAAGGGUGGCAGCCAUGGAGGAGUUUCUUAAGGCCAUAGAGCUGAUGGACAAUAAAGAGAUGCCCUGCCAGGCUCUCGUCCGGAUGCUGGCCAAGAAACCCGGCUGGAAAGAGACAAACUUCCAGGUGAUGCAACUGAAGCUGCAGGUCGUUUGUGCCGUGGCUCAGAGAGGCUCGUUUUUCUCCAGAACGUCAGCCCUGGCUGUGCUGGAAGCCGUGGUGGAUAAAGCUGGAGAUGUGAAGUGCGGCGUGAGAGCUAGAGAGGCUCUGACGGCGAUUGCCGAAGCCUGCACUCUCCCGUGGACCACGGAGCAGGUUGUAUCCAUGGCCUUUGGUCAGAAGAACCCUAAAAACCAGGCUGAAGCUCUGAACUGGCUUUGUGGUGCUAUAAAGGAGUUUGGAUUUGCAGGAAUAAAUGUAAAGGCGUUUAUUAAUAAUGUGAAGACUGCUUUGGCUUCUACCAAUCCAGCUGUGAGAACUGCUGCCAUCUCUCUCCUGGCUGUGAUGUACCUGUACAUGGGCGCUCCUCUCCGCAUGUUUUUCGAGGAUGAGAAAGCUGCACUGCUUUUGCAAAUAGACGCAGAGUUUGAAAAGAUGAAGGGCCAGACUCCCCCUGCUCCUAUAAGAGGUUUGUCAAAAACGAGUGGGGCAGAAGGAGAGGAGGAAGGCGAUAAAGAAGAAAAUGAUGGAGGUGCAGAUGUUGUGGAUCUUCUGCCUCGAACAGACAUCAGCGACAAAAUCACCUCGGACAUGGUGUCAAAAAUCGGCGACAAGAACUGGAAGAUGAGGAAAGAGGGACUGGAGGAAGUUACCGCUGUAAUUUCCGAGGCUAAAUUCAUCAAACCCAACAUCGGGGAACUUCCUAUGGCGCUUAAGGCUCGCCUUACAGACUCCAAUAAAAUACUGGUCCAGCAGACUCUCUCCAUCCUACAACAGAUAGCCACAGCAAUGGGUCCUGCCCUAAAACAGCACGUUAAAGGCCUUGGCUUCCCCAUCAUCACUGUACUCACUGACAGCAAGAAUGCAGUGCGUGCAGCAGGUUUGGCUACUCUGAAUGCAUGGGUGGAUCAGACCGGGAUGAAGGAGUGGCUGGAAGGGGAGGACUUGGCUGAGGAGCUGAAGAAGGAAAAUCCAUUCCUCAGACAAGAGCUGUUAGGUUGGCUGGCUGAAAAACUACCCACCUUACGCUCAGUUCCCUCGGACUUCGCUCUGUGUGUUCCUCAUCUCUACUCCUGCUUGGAGGAUCGUAACGCGGACGUGCGGAAAAAAGCCCAAGAUGCACUUCCUGUGUUUAUGAUGCACCUGGGUUAUGACAAGAUGAACAAAGCUGCUGCUAAGCUGAAGCCGGCAUCUAAAGAUCAGCUGGUUGCCUUGUUGGAAAAAGCUAGAUCUGCCAUGCCUGCCAAACCUGCAGCUCCGAGUAAACCAGCGCCUGCUGCUUCCAGCAAUGUAAAACCUGCCGCAGCUCCUCCAGUUCCAGAAAAAGCUGUUCCAGAAAAAGCUGUUCCUGUGAGUGAACAGCCACCAGCAGAACCCAAAAAGACCAAACCAGCAGCUGCACCCAAAGCUAAGACUGUUGUGAAGAAACCACCUGGCAAAGUUGAGGAAGAGCGGAAUGGUCCCAUCUUCAUCCUUGUUCCCAACGGGAAAGAGCAACGGAUCAAGGAAGAGAAAAGUCAAAAGGUGUUAAAGUGGAACUUUUUAACGCCACGUGAGGAGUUUGUUGAUCAGCUGAAGAAUCAGAUGGCUACAUGUGUGGCUAAAUGGCUGAUGGAAGACCUCUUUCACACAGAUUUCCAAAAACACAUUAAGGCAAUCAGCACCAUGAUGGAGCACCUGGAGGCAGAGUUGGAGGCCACAGUCAGCUGUUUGGAUCUGAUCCUGAAGUGGUUCACCCUGCGCUUCUUUGAUACGAACACUAGCGUGCUGAUGAAGGCUCUGGAGUAUCUCAAGCUCCUCUUUGUCACUCUCAGUAACCAGGACUACCAUCUCACUGAGCAUGAAGCCACGUUGUUCAUCCCUUACUUCAUCCUAAAGAUGGGUGAGCCGAAAGACGUGGUGCGUAAAGACGUGCGCAGCAUCUUCAGCCUUUUGCGUAAAGUCUACCCAGCUAGCAGAGUCUUCCCUUUCCUCAUGGAGGGCACAAAGUCCAAAAACUCCAAACAGAGAGCUGAGUGUCUGGAGGAGCUCUGUUGUCUUGUUGGGCUGUGUGGAAUGUCUGUGUUCCAGCAGACGUCAGCGAAAUCCUUGCGUGAAAUUGCCGUACACAUCGGCGAUCGAGACACGGCCGUUCGUAACGCUGCUCUGAACACGGUUGUAGCAGCUUAUAAUGUCUGUGGAGAGCAAGUGUACAAACUCAUUGGCCAGCUGUCAGAAAAGGACAUGAGCAUGUUGGAAGAGCGAAUCAAGCGUUCUGCUAAGAAACCCUCGGCCCCCGCUGCUCUCGUUAACAAACUUCAGCCAGAGGAGAAAACUUCCGGGCCGGCUAACGCUAGCCUGCUACGCAAACCAAACUCUGAAGCAGCAGCAGCAGCACCUCCUAAGCUGAGCGAGAUACGGCGUCAGAACGCAGCAGUUCAGCAGCAGAGCCCCGUAGUGCCGCGCCAGUUUCAGCUCGACCCCAAUUUCAUCGUGGAUCUUCCCGAAGCCAUCAUGCCCGACCUUCUGGUGGUGGAGACCGCUGAAUCAUCUCCUCUGGACGUGCCCGAGUUCAAGUACAAGUUGCCUUCUGUCUCCAGCAGUAUUGAAGAAUCUGCAGCCAGCAUUAGUCUGGUCAUUUCCCAGGUCGCCAGCUCCGAUGCCAAAACCAGCAUGCAGGGCUUGGCUAAGGUAGUGGAGAUUUUGCGCAAGGAGAGCGAAUGGAAGCUGAUGUCAGGUCACGUGGACGAGUUCAUCGUUGCGGCGCUGAUGCAACUCGGCUUACAGGCCAGCAGGCGCAUGGGGAACGAAGGAGCACAGCACGUGGAGAAACUCUACUCCUCUGUUAUCAGCUCUCUGAGCCUGCUGGUUUUGGCAGGUAAACUGGCUCAGGAAGCCUCCCCGGGUGUGCUAAAAAACCUGGUUCAGACUCUCCUCUCACUCACGCUGGAUCCUCGGCAUCAGCAGAGCUCCGGAGAAUCUCAAGAGCUCAUCCGCUCUGUUCAUAUCCUGCUCUCGACUUUAUUCAAGACCGCUGAUCCCACCAACACGCUCAGUGCUUUGCUGAUGCUGUUACAGGAGGCCAGUACCUCCACUGCAGGCGCUGAGUUUUCUGAAAUGGUCAUGAAGUGUCACUGGCGUAUGAUCAAGCUUCUUCCAGAGAAGAUCGAGUCCCUCUACUUGGACCGAAUUCUUCUGGACAUCCACAACUUCAUGAAGGCUUUUCCCAAAGACCUGCUCAAACAGAAACCCAAUGAUAUGGCUCACCGCACCGUCAAAACACUGCUGCACACACUCUACAGACUCGUCGGCCCCAAGAUUAUGAAUCAUCUGAGCCUGAUUGAGAACAGCAGUCAGUCAGAAGUUGAAGCUCAUCUGAAGAGAGCGAUGAAGCACUCCGUCUCCGCACCAACUCUAACGUCCCAGAACACAGAAAAUGUUGCUACAAUGAAGGUCCAGGCUUCUGCAGAUUCUCAGAAAGGCAUGAAACCAGCAGCAGCAGCAUCAAGCUCCAGCACUGAACCUCUGGGCGUCGCUCACUAUCAGGAGAAACUGAGAGCUCUGAAGCAGAUCUAUGGCCUUCACAGCAACGCAAAGGUGAAUGAGGACACGUCCAGCCUCUCUGCAGUGAGCACUAAGCCAGCCGUCCCCUCCUCUAUGGACAUGCUGCAGUCUCAGCUGUGUAAACUGCGUGAGUCUCGGGAAAAGCAGGGCAGUGAAAAUGUCAAACCUCGCAGUCCUCCUGGGGACAUUGACGAAUUCAGAGCAAGGCUGGAGAAGAUUAAAGCCAGCAUGCGCUGAUACUCACACACUUUCUGAACAUUCUCUGUGUGUGUGUGUGUGUGUGUGUGUGUGUGUGUGUGUGUGUGUGUGUGUGUGUGUGUGUGUGUGUGUGUGUGUGUGUGUGUGUGUGUGUGUGUCUUAUGGCUACCUCUUCUGCAGCUAACCGUCUUGCACAUGUCUCUGUAUUUACUUAUUUGUAUUUGUACAUAUUUGAACUUGUUUGUCUCUUGUUCAAGACUUUUCAAUAAUGGUUUCCAUCUCAAUGUUUUUACUGAUGCUUUUACUCAUGCUUUUUCCUGUUGAAAUAAAUGAAAAUUUUUCCUGA
This is a messenger RNA of Pangasianodon hypophthalmus (striped catfish), 6231 nucleotides long. Its product is annotated as cytoskeleton-associated protein 5-A. Gene Ontology annotation, cellular component: centrosome; microtubule plus-end; spindle pole. Lineage: Eukaryota; Metazoa; Chordata; Actinopteri; Siluriformes; Pangasiidae. Bases 183 to 5924 code for a protein of 1913 amino acids. The record is from RefSeq and is a predicted model, not a curated record. Gene Ontology annotation, molecular function: microtubule plus end polymerase activity; microtubule plus-end binding. The transcript is spliced from 43 exons. Gene Ontology annotation, biological process: centrosome duplication; establishment or maintenance of microtubule cytoskeleton polarity; microtubule polymerization.